GAGGAGAUGCUCCCUAUAUAUGCCAAGGGCAUCGGGUACUCACCAAUACCCGACACUCACACAGCACGGGCACAGUUCUCUGACGCCCGCCGCGGACACCGGGAGUGAUACAAGCGACAACGAGCUCAGGAAUCCUACCUGGCCACCAUGAGCAAGCGGCUGUUGACUGGACACGAGGUGGAGGAGCUCACCGAAGAGGAGCGAAAGGCGUUGGACCUGGACAUUUACCUGCACGGCCUGGUCCGCAUCAAGCCCGAUGGGUGGCUAUACUCCGGCACGGCGCCCGCCUACCUCGACAGAAUAUACAACAUGAAGUUCCGACCUGACGACGUCCUGGUCGCGACCUUCCCCAAGUGCGGCACCACGUGGGUGCAGGAGAUCAUCUGGACGAUGCUGCACAACCCCAAGCUGGACAACCCCAAGGCAAAGGAGACGCUGUGGCUGCGAUCGCCGGAGAUCAGCCUGGACAUGAUGUUUGAUCUGAAGCCUUUGGGCGGCAGGGCCCCGGAAUCUUACCAAGAAAAGUUUAGGGAAAUGUGUCCGGGCAAGAACCAGGAGGAAGGCCUUGCCCUCCACCUGGUAGACGCAGAGCCCAGUCCCCGCCUCCUGAAAAGCCAUUACCCUCUCACCCUCCUGCCCAAGGACAUUCUAGAUAGGAUAAAGGUUGUGUACGUGGCCCGGAACCCCAAGGACAUGGCUGUCUCGCUGUACCACUUCUUCAAGAUGAUUAAAGUGUUCCCGUUCGAGUGCUCCAUGGAGGAGUUUUUCAAAAGCAUCGUGAACAACAGAACCAUUUAUUCCCCGUUCUGGCCCCACGUGAAGGAGGCGUGGGGGAAGAGGCACCACCCUAACCUGCUCUUCCUCUUCUACGAGGAAAUGAAGGCCGACAUCAUGAAGGAGCUGGGAAGGAUCAACGAGUUCCUUGGAGUAGGCCUGAGCCAGGAGUCCCUCGAGAGUGUGGCGCAACACACCUCCUUCUCGGCCAUGAAGUCUCGAGGGGAGCCUGUGAAAGACGAAGUGUUCGAGAAGAAAGAUGACAACGAAGUCAAAUUCUUUCGAAAGGGCAAGACGGGUGACUGGAAGAACCACUUCUCGCCGGAGAUGCAGAAGGAGUUUGACCAAUGGACGAAGGAAAACCUGGCCGGCAGCGACCUGAGCCUGAGCUGGGCCCUGGCGGAACACAAGCGACGACGAACUCGAAAAAUCUUCUGCCUGGCCACCAUGAGCAAGCGGCUGUUGAGCGGACACGAGGUGGAGGAGCUGACCGAGGAGGAGCGGAAGGCGAUUGGCUUCGAUAUUUUCAUACACGGAUUAGUCCGCCUCAAGCCCGAUGGGUGGCUGUACCCCGGCACGACGCCCGCCUUCCUUGACAGGAUAUACAACAUGGAGUUCCGACCUGACGACGUCUUGGUUACUACCUUCCCCAAGUGUGGCACCACGUGGGUGCAGGAGAUCAUCUGGACGAUGAUGCACAACCCCAAGCUGGACAACCCCAAGGCAAAGGAGGCAAUGUGGCUGCGCUCGCAGGACCUCAGCUUUGACAUGUUGUUUGAUCUGAAGGCCUGGGGAGGCAAGCCGUCGGAAUCUUACCUAGAAAAGUUCAUGGAAGUGUGUCCAGGCAAGAACCAGGAGGAAGGUGUAAACCUCCUCCUGGCAGACGCAGAGCCGAGUCCCCGCCUCCUGAAGACCCACUACCCGUUCUCCCUCCUGCCCAAGGACAUUCUCGACAGAGUAAAGGUUGUGUACGUGGCCCGGAAUCCUAAGGACAUGGCUGUCUCUCUGUUCCACUUCUUCAAAGCGGUGAAAGUGUUUCCGUACGAUGCCGGAAUGGAGGACCUUUUUAAAGGGCUCAUGAAAAACGAAACCAUUUAUUCCCCGUUCUGGCCCCACGUGAAGGAGGCGUGGGGGAAGAGGCACCACCCUAACCUGCUCUUCCUCUUCUACGAGGAAAUGAAGGCCGACAUCAUGAAGGAGCUGGGAAGGAUCAACGAGUUCCUGGGAGCAGGGAUGAGCCAGCAGUCCCUCGAGAAUGUGGCGCGACACACCUCCUUCUCGGCCAUGAAGUCUCGAGGGGAACCAAUCAAAGACAAAGUGUUCGAGAAGGAAGGUGACAAGGAUGCCAGCUUCUUCCGAAACGGCACGACGGGUGACUGGAAGAACCACUUCUCGCCGGAGAUGCAGAAGGAGUUUGACCAAUGGACGAAGGAAAACCUGGCCGGCAGCGACCUGAGCCUGAGCUGGGCCCUGGCGGAGUGAGCCUCGCCUCGGCGCGGCGCCGGCCACUCUCUCGCUCACUAGUGUGAAGAACUAGUUUUGUGUGGUGCACUCUUUUAGUUUUCGGAUUUGUAAUGCAGAAUUUAGAAUUAAAAAAAAAUAAUCUUC
Molecule: messenger RNA, 2382 nt
Organism: Eriocheir sinensis (Chinese mitten crab)
Lineage: Eukaryota; Metazoa; Arthropoda; Malacostraca; Decapoda; Varunidae
Exons: 14
Coding region: 148-2256 (702 amino acids)
Biological process (GO): sulfation
Cellular component (GO): cytoplasm
Molecular function (GO): sulfotransferase activity
Source: RefSeq, a predicted model, not a curated record